AUGCCCGAAACAAUCGAAUCCGCCCACGAAGCCGCCAUCGCCGCGGGCAAAAUCACUGGCGGGAUCAUCUGCGCCACAAACACAACGGGCUCAUUCACCUACAAGACCGCCAUCGGCACGCGGACGACCCUCUCGGGGACAACCCUCCCACUACAAACAAGCGACAUCUGCUUCCUCGCGUCCGCAACAAAAUUCCUCACCUCCGUCGCGGCCCUGCAAUGCGUCGAGGACGGCCUCCUCAGCCUAACCGGCGACCUAUCCAAACACGCGCCGGAACUUGCCGACAAAAAAGUCCUCGUGGGCUUCCACGAGGAGACGGGGGAACCCAUCCUCCAAGACCCGGUCCGACCCAUCACGCUGGAAAUGCUCCUCACGCACUCGUCGGGCCUGGUAUACCACUUCACGGACGCGAACAUCGCGCGCUGGCGCGAGGAGUUCAUCCCUGAUCGCGAGUCCCAGCAUGGCCUCGCCGUCGAAGACAUGUUCAACUACCCGCUCGCCUUCCACCCGGGCGACUCGUGGAUGUACGGGCCGGGACUCGACUGGGCGGGGCGGAUCAUCGAGCGGGCGACGGGGAUGUCGCUGCUGGAACGAAUGCAGGCGCGGAUAUUUACUCCGCUGGGUAUAUCAGAUGCACAAUUCUACCCCGUUACGCGCGCCGACCUUCGAGCGAACCUCAUCGAUCUGAACCCGGAUGACCCGCAGGCGUUGGGCCGCGCGGUGCUCGGUGGCGGCGGGGAGAUGAAUCUCCGGACGCACGGGGAUUUCGGCGGGCAUGGGCUAUUCACGUCUGCGGAGAGUUUUCUCAAGGUUUUGCAGUCGAUCCUUGCGGAUGAUGGCAGACUUUUAAAAUCUGGAACCGUUGACGAGAUCUUCACGGACCAUCUCUCCCCCUCUGCCGCAACGGGGCACCAAGCCGCCUUGAAAAGCCCGAUGGGCGCGUUCUUCCGCGUGGGGGUGGAUCCCGGUACGAAGAUGGGGUAUGGACUGGGCGGACUGCUUACUCUUGAAAGUGUGCCGGGGUGGUAUGGGGAGCGGACGUUGACGUGGGGCGGGGGGAUGACGCUCGCGUGGUUUAUUGAUCGGGUGAAUGGGCUUUGUGGGGUGGGUGCUGUGCAGGCGAAAUUGCCGUUUGAUGCGGGGGUUGCGGGGGAUUUGAAGCAGGUAUUUAGGAAGGAUGUGUAUCGCAAGUAUGAUGCUUGGAAGGGGACGGUAUAA
This is a messenger RNA of Aspergillus calidoustus, 1218 nucleotides long. The record is from the annotation of a GenBank genome assembly. Lineage: Eukaryota; Fungi; Ascomycota; Eurotiomycetes; Eurotiales; Aspergillaceae.